Molecule: messenger RNA, 1470 nt
Organism: Sinocyclocheilus grahami
Lineage: Eukaryota; Metazoa; Chordata; Actinopteri; Cypriniformes; Cyprinidae
Gene: pigp
Product: phosphatidylinositol glycan anchor biosynthesis, class P
Exons: 4
Coding region: 93-488 (131 amino acids)
Biological process (GO): GPI anchor biosynthetic process
Cellular component (GO): endoplasmic reticulum
Molecular function (GO): phosphatidylinositol N-acetylglucosaminyltransferase activity
Source: RefSeq, a predicted model, not a curated record
AGAACAAGGAAACGCAGCAGAGAGAAAAGACAUUUAGGAGUUAUUUCUGAUCUGACUGAUUGAGUUCCGUCAGGCUGCUCUGCUGAGUGCUGAUGAUGGUGGAGAACUCUCCGUCUCCUCUGCCCGAGAGAGCGAUCUACGGCUUCGUGCUGUUUCUGGGCUCGCAGCUCGGCUUCUCUCUGUAUGUGGUCUGGGCUGUGGUUCCUGACGCUUGGCUUCACGCCGCCGGACUGACUUACUGGCCUCAGAAAUACUGGGCUCUGGCGGCACCCAUCCACCUGCUGGUCACUUUAAGCACCUGUGUAGUGCUGCUGUUCGGGGUGAACCUGAUGAACACGGCUCCGCUCGCGUCCGUCCACAACAUCACAGAUCACUACGCCAGGAGUCAGCGUGCGGGCGAGGAUCAGGAAGGAGUGAUUCCCAGACUCCGAGACGUUCCCAUCAGCCAAAUAAACCGCGUCUUUUACCUGGAUGCUGGCGCGCAGUGAUGCGAGGCGUUUGCUCAGGGUUUAGACGAUAAGAUCCAUCAGCCGUGUGACAGGCCUGAGCUCUGACCGUCAGGUGACCCUCGGACAGACCUGGGCUGCUUUCCCAAAAGCAUCGUAAGCUUAAGUACAUCGUAGACCAUUGAAGCUACGAUCAGCUUAGGCUUGCGAUGCUUUUGGGAAACACGGCCCUGGGGAACUCGCGCGACCAAAGCACGUUAGUAAAGCUCUAGACAUUGAGCUUUUGCAUCUUUCUCAAACACCAAACUCCUGAUGUGGUGUCUGGGGUCAGACCGUGACCUCUGUGACCUCAGACUGAAGUGAAACGGUCAGCUCACUAUCUGCAUCAUCUGCGGUGGGUUGUGUUCCUGCUCGUCUCCUCCUGCAGACCCUCGUGAGCAAACCGACGGGUGUCGGGUGACCUGUGACCCCGCGACCCGAGAAAAACACACUGCUGUUUUCUCAUGCUUAAUGUGUUAGAAUACAAUGACUCAUUAUACUGCAAAAACAAUUAUAUGAUAAGUCAUGACAACAUAAAAAAAAAUUCACAUUUAAGUUUAAUAUAAUUUAGGUUGUACAGCCAAUUUGAUUCAACUUAACCAUUUACGGCAGCAACUGACUUCUACGCAGUCUAUUAUGUGUUAUUCAAACACUGUUGUUAUCAAUCCUCCAGCCUGUUUUAAAGUUUAUACUGUAUGCUGUUAUAAUUAUUAAUAAAUGGAGGAUGCAAACGCAUGUUGCGCAAUCUUGUUUUUAUUUGUGUUUAGAUUUUCAACAACAUACAAACGAAACGCUUAAAGGGACAGUUCACCCAAACAUUGAAAUCAUCAUCAUUCACUCACGUUCAAGUUGUUCUAAACUUGCAUGGGUUUCUUAUACAUAAAAAAUAUAUUUUGAAGCACAUCGACAACCACAGCCGUUGGUCCCCAUUGGCUUCCCAUAGUAAGGCAAUACAAUGGAAGUCGAUGGGUACCAUCACCUGUUU